Rhinolophus ferrumequinum (greater horseshoe bat) is the source of this 4398-nucleotide messenger RNA. RefSeq names its product adhesion G protein-coupled receptor E2-like. Gene Ontology annotation, cellular component: membrane. Lineage: Eukaryota; Metazoa; Chordata; Mammalia; Chiroptera; Rhinolophidae. The record is from RefSeq and is a predicted model, not a curated record. Gene Ontology annotation, molecular function: calcium ion binding; G protein-coupled receptor activity. Gene Ontology annotation, biological process: cell surface receptor signaling pathway; adenylate cyclase-activating G protein-coupled receptor signaling pathway.
UCAGACAUCCUCCGUGGCUGGGCUUGCUGGUGUCUGCACCAUGAGAAACGAAUAUCCAAGGUUGCCGGCAGGACUCUUGGUGCUGCUGCCGUUGACACUGGGAGUUGCAGCCGGGACAGCCUCUGCCUCCACAGACUGUGCUCUCUGGUGCCCUCUGAACUCCAAAUGUGUCAAUGCCACCGCCUGUCGCUGUUCUCCGGGAUUCAAUUCUUCAUCUGGGGAGAUCUUCACCAGCUCCUCAGAGAUAUGUAAUGACAUCAUCGAGUGUGGACCACCCCCCGUAGUGUCCUGUGGAAAAUUCGCAGACUGCAAGAACACGGAGGGGAGCUACUACUGCACAUGCAACCCAGGAUACGAGCCUGUUUCUGGGGCAAAAACAUUCAGAAAUGAGAGUGAGAACACGUGUCAAGACAUAGACGAAUGUCAGCUGUACCCCAGAAUCUGUAAGGGCCGCAGCAUCUGUGUCAACACUGCAGGCAGCUACACCUGCGAGUGCCCACCUGGCUUCGAGUUCAACCAGCAGCACCCAAACCUGUGCAAAGAUGUGAAUGAAUGUACUUCGAAGCCAAAACCAUGCCACAAAUCCACCCACUGCCUCAACAGUGUGGGCGGUUAUAAUUGCCGCUGCCGCCCUGGCUGGAAGCCAAUGCCCGGGUCCCCCAAUGGCCCAAGCACCACCAUCUGCGAAGAGGUGGAUGAGUGUCAUUCUGGGCAUCAGUGUGGCAACUCCACCUGCUGUGUCAACACUAGGGGCUCAUGCACAUGCCACUGCCUCCGAGGCUAGGCGCCCAAACCCGGAUUCCUGAGUAAACAAAGGACCACCCAAUGUGAAGUCUCAGCAGUGAUCUCCUUCCCCACAUGGACACCGCCCCAUGGAAUCAAGAGCCAGAUGCUCUCCCACUUCUUUGAAAGAAUCCAGGAUCUGGGCAGAAACUUCACGUUUACCUCGGCCCAGGACACCAUCCAGGGCGUCAUACAGGUGGUGGAUGAUCUACUGGAGAGCCCCGGAGACCUGGUGACCCUGCCCCGCUCAGAGCAGCACUGUGUGGCCACCAGCCUGCUGGUUGGCCAGGAGCAGGUCCUGAGAUCGCUGAGCAAGGCCCUGCCGGGUGGGCCAUUGACCUUUAAUACAGCUGGAGGCACAGAGCUAUCCCUGGAGGUGCAGGUGCAAGGACGCAGGAAUGUCACAUUGAGUCAGAAUCAGGCAAAGAUGCUGGUGAACUGGGACGUGGUGCAGGGAUCUGGUGAUGCAGGCCCUUCUGUCGUGGGCCUUGUCUCCAUCCCGGGGAUGGGCAAGUUGCUGGCUGAGGCCCCGCUGGUCCUGGACACUGAGAAGCAGGCAGUUCUGCAGGAGACACACAAGGACUUGCGGCCGGGAGUCUCCCCCGUCCUGCUCUCAGAUGUCGUCUCAGCCUUUCUGAGCAAUAAUAACACCCAGAACCUCAGCUCCCCAGUCACCUUCAUCUUCCAACAUUCAGUGACCCCUGGGCCAAGGGAGGAGGUAUUCUGUGUCUUCUGGGAACAUGGCCAGAACGGAAGUGGUUAUUGGUCGACCAAAGGCUGCUGGAUCGUGGGCACCAGAGACGAUAGCACCACCUGUCAAUGUACCCACCUCAGCAGCUUUGCCGUCCUCAUGGCUCUGUAUGAUUUGCAGGAGGAGGAUCCCGCCCUGGCUGUGAUCACCUACCUGGGGCUGAGCCUGUCUCUGCUGUGCCUCCUCCUGGCGGCCCUCACCUUCCUGCUGUGCAAAGCCAUCCAGAACACCAGCACCUCGCUCCACCUGCAGCUCUCACUCUGCCUCUUCCUGGCCCACCUGCUCUUCCUCACGGCCAUCGACAGAACUGAGCCCAAGGUGCUGUGCGCCACCAUCGCGGGUGCCUUACACUACCUCUACCUGGCGUCCUUCACCUGGAUGCUGCUGGACGGCCUGCACCUCUUCCUCACUGCACGCAACCUGACGGUGGUCAACUACUCCAGUGUGAGCAGGUUCAUGAAGAAGUUCAUGUUCCCUGUGGGCUACGGAGUCCCGGCUGUGAUCGUGGCCAUUUCCGCAGCGUCCGGGCCUCACCUUUAUGGGACACCCACCCGAUGCUGGCUCCAUACACACAAAGGAUUUAUAUGGACCUUCCUUGGCCCUGUCUGCACCAUCUUCUCUAUUAAUUUGGCUUUCUUUCUGAUGACCUUCUGGAUUCUGAAAAACAAGCUCUCCUCACUCAACAGCGAUGUGUCCACCCUCCAGAAUACGAGGAUGCUGACAUUUAAAGCGACAGCUCAGCUCUUCAUCUUGGGCUGCACCUGGUGUCUGGGCAUCCUGCAGGUGGGCCCAGCUGCCCGCGCCAUGGCCUACCUCUUCACCAUCAUCAACAGCCUGCAGGGCGUCUUCAUCUUCCUGGUGUACUGUGUCCUCAGCCAGCAGGUCCGGGAGCAAUACAGGAAAUGGUUGAAAGCAGUCAAGAAAACCAAAGCCGAGUCUGAGAAGUACACCCUUUCCAGCAGGGCCACGUCUGAUGACUCCCACCCUAGCAUGGAUAAUUAAAUUAACAACUAAACCAGAUGAUCUUGUCUCCUGGAAAAUGAGGACAAUUGUGACAUCUUGUGGUCAAAGAGUAGAGAAAAUACUGAUUCGUGUUUGUUACAAGUAACUCUUCAUGGCACCAUUGUGGGAGAAAGUAUGCAGUAAAUGUUUGACGUUCAGUUGCUGGAGACUUGGGGUUUUCUGGUCCAUACAGCAGGCUCAUCUCACUCCAAGCACAGUCGAAGAGCUAUGACCCAAUUCCCCAGCUGCCUUUUUCUACAAAGAUGUUCCUCAAGUUGAAUACUCAUAUAUAACAAGGAAAACCAUCCUCAAAGGACUUUCUUAAAACAGCAUAAGAGAGGAAAGUAACGUUUAGUCAAAUACGUUUAUUUGGUCUCGCUACCUACAUGCCUUGACUUCGUCACUCUCCGUUUUUAAAGUCUUAACUGUUUUUUAUUACUGACCAUGUGUUACACACAUAUUAAGACUGAUCCAAUUCUUGAUUUCAUGGAGCUUAUAUGUAAAAAAAGUGUUUCCUCAGUUAGAAUAAAAUCAGAAGCUUGUGAAUAGAGUCUCUACAUCCUUACAUUUUAUAAGCUGAGCUGUGAAAAGGUGUAUCUUGCUACUGUACAUUUGUAUUAUUUCGUCCUCACCAUGUGAUCUAGGCAAAGUCUAAAUCUGGAGCAGUUAUGCCUGCAAGACAUUUCUGUGGGCUCCCAUUGGCCACAUUUGUAUAAUUUGAACAUCAUCAGAAAUGACUGUAAGGAUUAUUACAUAUUAAAUAAAAAAGAUCCCUGAGUCUAUCACGAUACCUAAAAAUAUCAGCCAAUAGUUGUAAAAGACAUGAUAAAAUAAGAAAAAUCAUGUUUUUUCAAUAUCCAGUAAAUGGCUACUAAAACAUAAGGUGAAAAAGGUUGUUGGAGAAUGGGCUGGUCCCAGAGUGUCAAAAAAUCACCUCACAGAUUACUGUUAAUUGCAAGAGCCAAAGUAUACAUUUACAAUGUGGAGAUCUGGCAGUCACCAUCUGAACUUAAUGAUCAGGCUAAUUGUGAAUAGUGGGCAACCUGACAUUAUAUAUCUCCUGAUAAGACACAAAGUUACAGCACCAUGUUUGUGGUAAACAAAGAAUUAUUGACAUAAUAUCUACCUUCCAGGGUUAUUAUGAGCAUUAAAUGAGUUAAUACAUGUAAAAGGCUUAGAACAGUGUUUCCUGGUGCGUGGUAAACACCCAUUAAAUGUUAGCUAUUGGUAUUGGUGUGCCUGGAAGGCUUUUUGUGUGCUGGCCAAAUGUUAGUUGUGUUGCUAAUUACAUAUUACAUAAACUGAUGAAAUUCGAGUAUAAAAAGAGUUUCAUGAAAACUAAGUUUAGUUCUUUGGAAAGAACAAAUAACAUUGAUUUGCUAAAAAGUUGCCACCAAAUCACUUAAGGGCAAAACAGCAUGAAAAAUGGGGAAAAUUUGUAAAACUAUAAGGAAUCUGUGUUCCAUGUGCUUUUCAGAUGACUAACUUUCACGCUACAGUUGACCCUUGAACAACAUGAGUUUGAAUUGAGCGGGUCCACUUAUACGUGGACUUUUUUUCAAUAAAUACUUGACUAUGCAUUGAUCUGUGCCAUUUUAUAUAGGGCACUUGAGCUUCCAAGGAGUUUGGUAUCUACGGGAGGUCCUAGCACCAAUCCCCCAUGGAUACCAGGGACAAGUAAGUUUUGGGGGAGUCGAAAGUUAUAUGUGGAUUUCAACUGCCUGGGGUGUGGUGGCCUCCUCUAACCCCUGUGUUAUUCAAGAGUAAACUGUAAUUAAAUGGAAAUCAGAAAUUGUAGAUGUUGAAUUGUGAGCAUGUAUUUUGCAAUAAAGACAUUUGCAUCUCCAGUCAGUGGGCCAAAG